AUGACUCUUAAUACACCAUUAUCAUCAACGAGAGAUCGAUUACCUCUAAAAUCUCACCGUAGAACUAGCAUAGCUGCGGUUCCGCAGGCAGUUUAUCUCGGUUUAGAAUUAGAUUACAAAUUCUGUAAUGGUGAAAGGGCCAAUUAUGCUAUUUGUACUCAUGAUGGCAAUUACGCUAUUGACUAUGAAUUCUCGUCAGUUGAUGUAUCCGAUCACUUUGAUCCCGAUAAACCCAUGGAUCGUAAACGCGUCGCGAAAGUUAUUCAAAUAAUCCUUGAUAAUAUCACAUUAUAUGCCACUUCGCAAAAUUAUAAAAUACAAGCAAUUGGACUUGGCGCUCAUUUAGAGAAUGGCGAGGAUUUUCGUAAACUUUUAUUUUCCUCUCCUAGCCUGGCUUCUCGUAUUUGGUUAGAGUUCGAUGCUUUGCCAUUUAUCAUUAAAACAAAGGGUAAAACUGUCGAUGAACGUGCUAGUUCUGCCGUUAGAAAGGCAGUAGUCUGGUUGAGUCCACAAGCUCCUGGAUCGAUUCCAAGGAUAUCUGUUGGAUUCAGACAUGAAGUUGAAGUUGAUCUAAACGGAAUGAUUAAAUUGGUGGAUUUGGUGCAUUACGAAAAAACCGUACACCCGGCAACCUGGAAAGUACUCCUAAGUAUCGCUGAAGAAAUUAAAGGAAGGAAAAUAAAGGCAUCAUUCUUCAAUGCAACGCCUCAAGGUGGUGGAGUUGCUCUUAUGCGUCACGCGCUUAUCCGUCUAUGUAACCUUUUGGGCCUCGAUAUUCAUUGGUUUGUCACUAAGCCGAAACCUGACAUUUUUGAUAUAACAAAAAGAAAGUUCCAUAAUGUAUUACAGGGUGUUGCAGCUCCAGACGUUCGUCUAACUGAACAAGACAAACAAAUGUUCAUUUCCUGGUCGAAUGAUAAUGCCGAGCGUUUCUGGGAUGAUGACGAAGGCCCAAUUAAAACCAGUGAUGUGAUAAUCAUUGAUGAUCCACAAGUUUGUGGUAUCAUUCCAUAUAUCAAGAAACUCAAUCCGACCUGCAAGAUCAUUUAUAGAAGUCAUAUCGAAAUUUGUGCUGAUUUAAUCCGGCAGGAUCCAACGGGACCACAAGCUGACACGUGGAAUUUUCUUUGGGAAUUUAUUUCUCACGCUGAUCUGUUUGUUUCUCACCCUAUGCCCAAUUUUGUUCCGGACAAUGUCCCUAAUGAAAAGGUGGUUCUUCUUCCUGCUUGUACAGAUCCAUUAGAUGGUUUAAACAAAGAUCUAAGACAUGUUGAUUUAUCUUAUUACAAAUUGGUUUACAAUCGAUUGUCAUUAGAUCAAUGUGGUGUUAAAAUUGAUUUUCAACGACCUUACAUUGUUCAAGUAGCUAGGUUCGAUCCAAGUAAAGGUAUCCCUCUGUUGAUUCAUUCCUUUAAGCUCUUCCGUGAUAAGCUUAAAGAAGCCGGUUGGACUCCAGAAAGGAUGCCUUCUCUCGUAAUUUGUGGCGCUGGCAGUAUUGACGACCCGGAUGGCACUCCAAUUUACGAACAAACUCAUACAUUAUUGUUGCAACCUGAAUACGAAGAUAUCGAAAGCGACGUUUCAGUAGUGCGUCUCCCCCCAUGUGAUCAGAUCUUCAAUGCUAUCCUGAGGUGUGCUCAUGUAGCAUUACAAUUAAGUACAAGGGAAGGAUUCGAGGUUAAGGUUACAGAGGCUUUAGCGAAAGGAGUUCCCGUCGUAGCAUUCAAAGCGGGAGGGAUACCGCUUCAGAUUAGACAUGGGGAGACGGGGUUCUUGGCAGAUAUUGGUAAUACCGAGCAAGUUGCGGAUUAUUUGUUUACCUUGUUUGAUGAUCAAGAACUAUAUCAAAGGAUGUCACGGAGAGCAAAGGAGACUUUAAACGAACAAUACUUCACAGUCUUUCAGACUCUUAAUUGGUUAUAUUUGAUUAACCGAUUUGCUAAAGAAAGACGUAGAGAGAGGGGUGAGGACGUUGAAAUCGAUGAAAGUGUCCCUUGCGGUGGCUCAAAAUGGGUCAAAGACAUUUGGGCAGAAGAAUAUAAUUAUAAAGAAACAAUGAGACAACUUGGGGCUUCGGAGAUUGAUGGAAUGAGUCUUGAUGAGAUGGUUUCUCACCCUAUAGAUAGUACCAGUAACAGAGCAUAG
This is a messenger RNA of Funneliformis caledonium, 2145 nucleotides long. NCBI's taxonomy places the organism in Eukaryota, Fungi, Glomeromycota, Glomeromycetes, Glomerales, Glomeraceae. The record is from the annotation of a GenBank genome assembly.